UCUCUCUUCCAGCGCGGACUAGCAGACAGAAGAAAGGACUGAAAAAUAGAAAGAAGGAAAUGGAUGAUGCUGAAGGAAGAAGAGAAGAAAAGAAAAUGAGGGAAGGUAUGAUAAUCAGUACGGGACUAAAAACAGUGGUGGAAGCCAUUCACGCAAGCCCCACGCAGUCCGUCCUCUAUCUCUCUGGCGGAGCCUCUCAGGCUGUUGCGUGGCUGCUAUCCGUUCCUGGAGCCUCAAGCACAGUCCUCGAAGCCGUGGUGCCCUACUCCAGAAUGUCUAUGAUCCAGUUACUCGGGAAGAUUCCGAACCAGUUUUGUAGCUCACAUACUGCUGAAGAAAUGGCUUUGUUGGCCUACAAUCGCGCUCUCAAGCUCUCCUCACCAGGUUCUCCGGUUGUUGGUGUGGGUUUUACUGGUACUUUGGCUACUUCACGUCCAAAACUCGGGGAGCACAGGCUUCACUUGUCAACAAGGACAUCUGACAGACUCUGGGUAUCAACGGUGACCCUUUCUAAGGGUUUACGAAAUCGAGAGGAAGAAGAUAUGGUUGCAAGUCAUCUUUUACUCAAGGCAAUUGCAAAUGCAUGUAAAGUUCCCGGGACAUUUGUUUCAGAGCUCACUGACUCCGAAGUACCUGAUGAAUGUGAAAAGCAGUUCAGUGAAGAUGAAGAGUUGGAGCAACUAAUAAAUGGGCAAAUAUGCUUUAAGGUUUAUCCGUUUUUGAGUGAGCCACACAUGUCAACUGCAGAAAGGAAGAUAAUACUGUCUGGUUCUUUUAAUCCAUUACAUGAAGGUCACAUGAAGCUCAUGGAGGUUGCUACUAGCUUGUGUGGCAAUAGCUCCCCAUGCUUUGAAAUAUCAGCAGUCAAUGCUGACAAACCUCCACUUUCAACAUCACAAAUCAAAGAUCGUGUCAAGCAGUUUGAAAGAGUUGGAAAAACAGUAAUUAUAUCCAAUCAGCCAUACUUUUAUAAGAAAGCUGAACUUUUCCCAGGCAGUGCUUUUGUGAUUGGUGCUGACACAGCAGCAAGGCUGAUUAAUCCCAAAUACUAUGACGGGGACUACAAGAAGAUGCUGGAGAUACUUAUUGGAUGCAAGAAAACAGGGUCCACUUUUCUCGUGGGUGGUCGUAAUGUGGAUGGUGUUUUCAAGGUUCUUGAAGAUUUUGAUAUUCCAGAGGAGUUAAGAGAUAUGUUCAUCUCAAUACCAGAAGAGAAGUUCCGCAUGGAUUUAUCCUCCACUGAAAUUAGGAAACGACUUGAGAAGUAAAUGUCGCAGUAGCUUGGAGCAAAGCAUUGGCUUCUGCCUGCCUCCUACAUAUGAUUCUGAAAGAAAAGCAAAAGCAUGGCUGCUGACUUGCCUGAGUGAAUAAAAGGCGAUACAAGAACUAGAGUAUCCAUCCAUAUGUAAUGUUUA
Messenger RNA from Prunus avium (sweet cherry), 1415 nucleotides. RefSeq names its product Nucleotidylyl transferase superfamily protein. Gene Ontology annotation, cellular component: cytoplasm; nucleus. NCBI's taxonomy places the organism in Eukaryota, Viridiplantae, Streptophyta, Magnoliopsida, Rosales, Rosaceae. Gene Ontology annotation, molecular function: ATP hydrolysis activity; nicotinamide-nucleotide adenylyltransferase activity. The record is from RefSeq and is a predicted model, not a curated record.